Messenger RNA from Carassius gibelio (silver crucian carp), 3385 nucleotides. Its product is annotated as SWI/SNF-related matrix-associated actin-dependent regulator of chromatin subfamily D member 2-like. Gene Ontology annotation, cellular component: nucleus; SWI/SNF complex. Gene Ontology annotation, biological process: regulation of transcription by RNA polymerase II. Lineage: Eukaryota; Metazoa; Chordata; Actinopteri; Cypriniformes; Cyprinidae. The record is from RefSeq and is a predicted model, not a curated record. The transcript has 14 exons. Bases 304 to 1983 code for a protein of 559 amino acids.
AGGGAAAGUUAUUUGGCAACCCAGAGGGAGGAGAUCUGAGAAGGCACACACACUGAUGACUGUAGACAUUGGUCAGGAUUUUAAAAUGUUGUUGAAAGGAAACCAUUAUGAUAAAUGGGUGGUUGAUAUGCUUUUUGAGGACGAGUUGACACACUCAACCGACAUCGACCGACACUUAGCGACAGAAGAAUAUAUAGAAAUUUGAACGCUAUGCGGAAACACGGAACUUCAAAAAAAUAAUUGAGUGGCAGUAACAAUUUUGGAUUAGUUUCUUAAUUAUUAGCGGGGCGGAAAUAAUAUAAAAUGGCUUCUAGAUCGGUUUUGUCAGGUUUCCCCGUUAACCCCAGUACCCCGAUAAACCCCAUGACCUCGGGUCACAGCAGCGCCAUGAGAAUGCCAGCAAUGCCGCAGAAUUCACUCUUCAGAGUGAUGGGCAGUACCCCAAACCAGUACCACCAGCCGUACCCACAGCGCUCGAGUAUGUCACCCAGCCGAGGAAUGCCAAUGGGGGGCAUGGGGUCUAUGGGUUCCCCUCUGCCCGGUCCGUCUUAUAGUGGAGCCAUGCCCAUGCGACCCGGGAUGCCUCAAGCUGCGAUGGACCCUGCACGGAAGAGACUCCUUCAGCCGCAACAGCAGCAACCGGGGGGUCUUAUGGGUCCAAGGAGGGGGGUGAAGAGGCGUAAGAUGGCUGACAAAGUUCUCCCACAAAGGAUCAGGGAUCUGGUCCCAGAGUCUCAGGCUUAUAUGGACCUUCUGGCCUUUGAGAGAAAGCUGGACCAGACCAUUGCACGCAAACGAAUGGAGAUCCAGGAGGCCAUCAAAAAACCCAUCACGCAAAAACGCAAACUGAGGAUAUAUAUUUCUAACACCUACACGCCAGCCAAGCCAGAAGGAGAGGAGGCUGAAAAGGUUGCAUCCUGGGAACUUCGAGUGGAAGGCAAACUCCUGGAGGAUCCUGGAAAACAGAAAAGAAAGUUUUCAUCCUUCUUUAAAAGCCUGGUUAUUGAACUGGACAAAGAACUUUAUGGCCCAGACAACCACUUGGUAGAGUGGCACAGAAUGCCUGCGACUCAGGAGACAGAUGGAUUUCAGGUGAAGAGACCAGGGGAUGUGAAUGUGAAAUGUACUCUCCUUCUCAUGCUAGACCACCAGGUUCGGCCAUUCCUAAGUUUGGAGCCCUUUGCAGACAGCACGCCAAAUAUGCAUUACCAUACUUCAGCUAAUUAUAUCCUCCGCAGUAUAAGCUGGAUCCACGCCUGGCACGACUGUUGGGCGUGCACACUCAGACCAGAGCCAGUAUCAUGCAGGCCUUGUGGCUUUACAUCAAAAACAACAAGCUGCAAGACUGCCAUGAGAAAGAGUACAUUAACUGCAACCGAUACUUCAGACAGAGGCAACAAAGGGAAGGGUGGUUAUACUCGGUGGUUAUACUGCGUCAUGAAACUGAACCGAACUGCUGUAAUCCUGCAGAUUUUUGGCUGCCACAGGAUGAGAUUUUCGGAUAUCCCUAUGAAACUUGCCAGCCUCCUUCAGCACCCUGAACCCAUCAUCAUCAAUCAUAUCAUCAGUGUGGAUCCCAAUGAUCAGAAGAAGACUGCAUGCUUUGAUAUCGAUGUUGAGGUGGACGACCCUCUGAAGGCUCAGAUGACCAGCUUCCUGUCGUCCACAACUAAUCAGCAGGAGAUCAGUGCCCUGGAGAUGAAGAUCCAUGAGACCAUUGAAUCCAUCAACCAGUUGAAAACCCAAAGAGACUUCAUGCUCAGCUUCAGCAACAACCCACAGGAUUUCAUCCAGGACUGGCUCAAGUCUCAGAGCAGAGACCUCAAAUUAAUGACAGACAUUGUGGGAAAUCCAGAGGUGGAGAGAAGAACCGAGUUUUACCACUCACCCUGGGUCAAAGAAGCUAUUGGACGCUAUGUAUUUUCAAAGGUCCAGCAGAGGAGACAGGAAUUGGAGCAGGUACUGGGAAUCCGACUCACUUAAGAGGACUUAAGAUCUCAAAUCCGCAGUCAGCCGAGGAAUUGGCUCAACAAAUACAGAUGCGAAUGAAGCUUUCUGUUUGAAAACCAGUGGAGGAACUUCAUGUAGAAGUUUGAGUGCUGGCAUUGUUUAGUAUGUUGCUUGUCAGUUUUAGCACUUGUACUAUUACACAUAUCUGGCCAUAUACAUUUCAAAUGGUUUUACAGUAACCGGAACUUCAGUACAUACUAUGUAUUUUUCUCUUUGCAUUCAUUUUCUGAUCUUUUCUGAUAUAUUAUAAAAUGAGGCAUCAUUUUAUAUCACACUCAUCUUUGCUGUUAUUACAUAUUUUGUAUAUUUUACAGUAAGAUAUACAGUACUGUAGCUUGUUGGCUAAAACCCGUAUAGGUAGCUAAUGCAACACAACUCUUUGUUCAUAAAUGUUGUGUUUAUAGUAGUAAUUGCCAAACUCAAUUAACAUUUGCCAUUUAGUUUUUGAAGGUUUCCAAUUCUGACUGCAAAGGGUAUUUUUUACAAUUCAAUUGCACAGUUUUUGAGUUUAGAUGCAGUUACUUUUAAAUAAGUAUACUAGUAAUGAAAUGCUGUUUUUCUUCAAUUUUCAAUAUUGUGGAGUGUUCCAUUUGGUCUCUCAGGAAAAUAUGUGCUGCACUGCAUUCAAGAGCCAUGUUUUUGUAUUUCCACCCCAGCGGGAAAUCCAGCACAUUUGGUUGUCCAGAUGUUUUAGUUCAUUGUACCAGACUUUCUGUCUUCAUCUUGUUGGUGUGUUUACAGAUUUUUUUUUUUUUUGCGUUGAAAGUCCACUGAAGUUGCAGAGGCCAUACAGCAGUGACCAAAUUUGUGCCAUUUAGUGCAUGUGAACCAUCAGCAUAUUCUUAUUUCUUUCAAGUAUUCAAGCCAUAAUUUAACUUUGCUAGUAAGUAGUUCAGUUCAGUUCAGUGUAUACUUCUACAUUCCAUACAGCUAAUGGAAAGUUUCUCUUUAAGUUGGAUUGAAUAUGUGUAUUCAUAUUGGUGGAGUCAUUUGUGUUUUAAAGUAUCAUUAAUGACAGCAAAUUAAAUUUUCCUUUAAGUAAUAUAGCAGGUUUAAGCUGAUUACCACAGAAAAUACUUUCAGUUCAUAAAGCGGUCAAAAACAAAAUGUGUUGAUAUUUAUGUUUUUAAAAUGAAAUUCUAACUUUUAAAUGCAUUUCUAAGGAACGGGUUGAAACAAUUCUGUGUUAAUUGACAGCAUGUCACAGGUGUCGUCCGUAGAGCUGAUCUGAAAGGCAACACACUCUUGUUCCUUUGAUUUUUGUAUAAAUGCAUUCUUACAACUUUAGUUCUGUUUUAUAUUUUUGUAUCAAUCAAAUGCUUACCUUUUGUACUGGGAAAUCAAAGUAUUUUAAUAAAGUUUCCAUAAAGGGGAA